GUCAAGGAAUUGAUAAUGAAGAAACGUCAUCAGCUUAUGACACUGGUUAUGUAUCUGAAUCUUUGCCCACACCAGAAAUUUCUGGAAAUGAGCAAGUUAUGUAUCAAUCAGAUGAAGAAGAUUCAGAGAGUGAUGAAUUAAGUUCUGAUGAACACGAAAGUAGUGAUAGUGAUGAAUCUCAAAAUGGAGGCGUAAUACAGGAUGAGCAAAUGUAUGUAGAUGGGGAAUCUUCUUUUUCACCAUUACAUAUUGGAUCACCUUCUUCUCAAGGUGAAGAGACGCCAGAAUUACAAAGCACUCAAACAAAUAAUGAAUCUUCUACUGGAUUUAGUGUUAUGG
This is a messenger RNA of Racocetra fulgida, 339 nucleotides long. The record is from the annotation of a GenBank genome assembly. Lineage: Eukaryota; Fungi; Glomeromycota; Glomeromycetes; Diversisporales; Gigasporaceae.